Messenger RNA from Salvelinus fontinalis (brook trout), 9498 nucleotides. RefSeq names its product probable RNA-directed DNA polymerase from transposon BS. The transcript is spliced from 2 exons. NCBI's taxonomy places the organism in Eukaryota, Metazoa, Chordata, Actinopteri, Salmoniformes, Salmonidae. The coding region runs from base 2124 to 3323 and encodes 399 amino acids. The record is from RefSeq and is a predicted model, not a curated record.
ACACACGCACGCACGCACGCACGUCAGGGAGACACAGGUCAGACAGUACGCACUGGGGUAGGACUAAAGACAGUACGCACUGGGGUAGGACUAAAGACAGUACGCACUGGGGUAGGACUAAAGACAGUAUAACACUGGGGUAGGACUAAAGACAGUAUACCACUGGGGUAGGACUAAAGACAAUACACACUGGGGUAGGACUACAGACAGUACGCACUGGGGUAGGACUAGAGACAGUACGCACUGGGGUAGGACUAAAGACAGUACGCACUGGGGUAGGACUAAAGACAGUACGCACUGGGGUAGGACUAAAGACAGUACGCACUGGGGUAGGACUAGAGACAGUACGCACUGGGGUAGGACUAGAGACAGUACGCACUGGGGUAGGACUAGAGACAGUACGCACUGGGGUAGGACUAAAGGCAGUACGCACUGGGGUAGGACUAAAGACAGUACGCACUGGGGUAGGACUAAAGACAGUACGCACUGGGGUAGGACUAAAGACAGUACGCACUGGGGUAGGACUAAAGACGGUACACACUGGGGUAGGACUAAAGACAGUAUAACACUGGGGUAGGACUAAAGACAGUAUACCACUGGGGUAGGACUAAAGACAGUAUAACACUGGGGUAGGACUAAAGACAGUAUACCACUGGGGUAGGACUAAAGACAGUAUACCACUGGGGUAGGACUAAAGACAGUAUACCACUGGGGUAGGACUAGAGACAGUACGCACUGGGGUAGGACUAGAGACAGUAUACCACUGGGGUAGGACUAAAGACAGUACGCACUGGGGUAGGACUAAAGACAGUACGCACUGGGGUAGGACUAAAGACAGUAUACCACUGGGGUAGGACUAAAGACAUUAUACCACUGGGGUAGGACUAGAGACAGUACGCACUGGGGUAGGACUAGAGACAGUACGCACUGGGGUAGGACUAAAGACAGUAUACCACUGGGGUAGGACUAAAGACAGUACGCACUGGGGUAGGACUAAAGACAGUACGCACUGGGGUAGGACUAAAGACAGUACGCACUGGGGUAGGACUAGAGACAGUACGCACUGGGGUAGGACUAAAGACAGUACGCACUGGGGUAGGACUAAAGACAGUACGCACUGGGGUAGGACUAAAGACAGUACGCACUGGGGUAGGACUAGAGACAGUACGCACUGGGGUAGGACUAAAGACAGUACGCACUGGGGUAGGACUAAAGACAGUAUACCACUGGGGUAGGACUAUAGACAGUACGCACUGGGGUAGGACUAGAGACAGUACGCACUGGGGUAGGACUAACUACACCCCAAAACAACAUCUGGGUCAGAUGGUUUAGACCCUUUCUUCUUUAAGGUUGCUGUUCCUAUCAUCGCCAAGCCUAUCUCUGACCUUUUGAACCUGUCUCUCCUCUCUGGGGAGGUUACCAUUGCUUGGAAGGCAGCCACAGUGCCUCCUUUAUUUAAAGGGGGAGAUCAAUCUGAUCCUAACUGUUAAUGGCCAAUUUCUAUUUUGCCCUGUUUAUCAAAAGUGUUGGAAAAACUUGUCAAUAAUCAACUGACUGGCUGUCUUGAUGUCUAUAGUUUUCUCUCUGGUAUGCAGUCUGGUUCCCACUCAGGUUAAUAUAUAAUAAUUAACUGACUGGCUUUCUUGAUGUCUAUAGUUUUCUCUCUGGUAUGUAUCUGGUUUCCGCUCAGGUUAAUAUAUAAUAAUCAACUGACUGGCUGUCUUGAUGUCUAUAGUUUUCUCUCUGGUAUGUAUCUGGUUUCCGCUCAGGUUAAUAUAUAAUAAUCAACUGACUGGCUGUCUUGAUGUCUAUAGUUUUCUCUCUGGUAUGCAGUCUGGUUCCCACUCAGGUUAAUAUAUAAUAAUCAAUUGACUGGCUGUCUUGAUGUCUAUAGUUUUCUCUCUGGUAUGUAUCUGGUUUCCGCUCAGGUUAAUAUAUAAUAAUCAACUGACUGGCUGUCUUGAUGUCUAUAGUUUUCUCUCUGGUAUGCAGUCUGGUUCCCACUCAGGUUAAUAUAUAAUAAUCAACUGACUGGCUGUCUUGAUGUCUAUAGUUUUCUCUCUGGUAUGCAGUCUGGUUCCCACUCAGGUUAAUAUAUAAUAAUCAACUGACUGGCUGUCUUGAUGUCUAUAGUUUUCUCUCUGGUAUGCAAUCUGGUUUCCAUUCAGGUUAUGGACGUGUCACUGCAACCUUUAAAGGUCCUCUAUGAUGUCACCAUUGCCCUUGAUUCUAAGCAAUGUUGUGCUGCUAUUUGUAUUGACUUGGCCAAAGCUUUUGAUACGGUAGACCAUUCCAUUAUUUUGGGCCGGCUAAGGAGUAUUGGUGUCUCUGAGGGGUCUUUGGCCUGGUUUGCUAACUACCUCUCUCAAAGAGUGCAGUGUAUAAAGUCAGAAAAUCUGCUGUCUCAGCCACUGCCUGUCACCAAGGGAGUACCCCAAGGCUCGAUCCUAGGUCCCACGCUCUUCUCAAUUUACAUCAACAACAUAGCUCAGGCAGUAAGAAGCUCUCUCAUCCAUUUAGAUGCUGAUGAUACAGUCUUAUACUCAGCUGGCCCCUCCCUGGAUUUUGUGGUAAACGCCCUACAACAAAGCUUUCUUAGUGUCCAACAAGCUUUCUCUACCCUUAACCUUGUUCUGAACACCUCCAAAACAAAGGUCAUGUGGUUUGGUAAGAAGAAUGCCCCUCUAUCCACAGGUGUGAUUACUACCUCUGAGGGUUUAGAGCUUGAUGUAGUCACCUCAUACAAGUACUUGGGAGUAUGGCUAGACGGUACACUGUCCUUCUCUCAGCACAUAUCAAAGCUGCAGGCUAAAGUUAAAUCUAGACUUGGUUUCCUCUAUUGUAAUCGCUCCUCUUUCACCCCAGCUGCUAAACUAACCCUGAUUCAGAUGACCAUCCUACCCAUGCUAGAUUACGGAGAUGUAAUUUAUAGAUCGGCAGGUAAGGGUGCUCUCGAGCGGCUAGAUGUUCUUUACCAUUCGGCCACCAGAUUUGCCACCAAUGCUCCUUAUAGGACACAUCACUGCAAUCUAUACUCCUCUGUAAACUGGUCAUCUCUGUGUACCCGUCGCAAGACCCACUGGUUGAUGCUUAUUUAUAAAACCCUCUUAGGCCUCACUCCCCCCUAUCUGAGAUAUCUACUGCAGCCCUCAUCCUCCACAUACAACACCCGUUCUGCCAGUCACAUUCUGUUAAAGGUCCCCAAAGCACACACAUCCCUGGGUCGCUCCUCUUUUCAGUUCGCUGCAGCUGGCGACUGGAACGAGCUGCAACAAACACUCAAACUGGACAGUUUUAUCUCAAUCUCUUCAUUCAAAGACUAAAUCAUGGACACUCUUACUGACAGCUGUGCCCAAUAAUAUUUGUACCCUGUUUUGUGUUGCUACCAUGUUGUUGUCAUGUUGUGUUGCUACCAUGUUGUUGUCAUGUUGUGUUGCUACCAUGUUGUUGUCAUGUUGUGUUGCUACCAUGUUGUUGUCAUGUUGUGUUGCUACCAUGUUGUUGUCAUGUUGUCAUGUGGUGUUGCUACCAUGUUGUUGCCAUGUUGUGUUGCUACCAUGUUGUUGUCAUGUUGUGUUGCUACCAUGUUGUGCUACCAUGUUGUGUUGCUACCAUGUUGUGUUGCUACCAUGUUGUUGUCAUGUUGUGUUGCUACCAUGUUGUGUUGCUACCAUGUUGUUGCCAUGUUGUGUUGCUACCAUGUUGUUGCCAUGUUGUGUUGCUACCAUGUUGUUGUCAUGUUGUGUUGCUACCAUGUUGUUGUCAUGUUGUGUUGCUACCAUGUUGUUGUCAUGUUGUGCUGCUGCCAUGUUGUUGUCAUGUUGUGUUGCUACCAUGUUGUUGUCAUGUUGUGUUGCUACCAUUUUGUUGUCAUGUGUUGCUGCCUUGCUACUUUGUUUUAGUAGGUCUCUCUUUAUGUAGUGUUGUGUUGUCUCUCUUGUCGUGAUGUGUGUGUUGUCGUAUAUUUUUUUUAAAUUUAUGUUUAUUUUUAAUCCCAUUCCCCGUCCCCGCAGGAGGCCUUUUGCUUUUUGGUAGGCCGUCAUUGUAAAUAAGAAUUUGUUCUUAACUGACUUGCCUAGUUAAAUAAAAAAUCUAAAGAAAUGUUCACUCUGUCAAUUAGGUUCGUAUUGUGGAGUAACUACAAUGUUGUUGAUCCAUCCUCAGUUUUCUCCUAAUCACAGCCAUUAAACUCUGUAACUGUUUUAAAGUCACCAUUGGCCUCAUGCUGAAAUCCCUGAGCGGUUUCCUUACUCUCUGGCAACUGAGUUAGGAAGGACGCCUGUAUCUUUGUAGUGACUGGGUGUACUUAAUAACUUCAACAUGUUCAAAGGGAUGUUCUGUCUGCUUUUUACAUUUUUACCCAUCUACCAAUUGGUGCCCUUCUUUGCGAGGCAUUGGAAAACCUCCCUGGUCUUUGUGCUCGAAUCUGUGCUUGAAAUUCCCUGCUCGACUGAGGGACCUUACAGAUAAUUGUAUGUGUGGGAUGAGGUAGUCAUUAAGAACCCCUGUUGAUUCUUUAGAGUCUAAGACGUUGGGGGAGGGGUGGUGCUAAACGGACAUGUUUUAAGACAUACUAUGGAUCAUUUAGCCAUUUGAUUUAGAAUGUUAGGACACCUUUAAGUAUAAAACAUAAAUAACAAUAAUUUCAUAAAAUAUUGAAUUUUGGUAUUUAAAUAUUACUACAUUGAAUAACACAUUUAUAAAUGGUGAAAAGGACAGUAAAUAAUAAAUCCAAAGACACAAGAUUCUGAAGUAAAUCUACACAUAUUUAACCCCAUUAUUUGAGUUGACACAAAACUACCUCCAUUAGUUGUUUUUUUAACUGGUUACAUUCAGAUGAGUCCUGUCGUAGAGCAAAACGGAGAAAACCAUCGUGUUCGUGAGAGUCUCCCCUUUCCAUUGAGUGGUCAUGAUAGUUUUUAGGUCAAACCGUUCGGACGCUACAGACAUCGUCUCUAACUAUGUCACCAUCGCUGAUGCGGAAGUGCCUGGAUUGAGACGCAUCCAAUGCAACAAUAUCUCUAGAUUAAACUGGCAGAUUCUGACGGGGAUGUUGACGGUGCGUCAAUCGACUCUAGGGGGUUCAACCUUGGGAAAAUCCUCUUCAUUAACAGCAGACUCCUACAUUUCCUCAGUGAAAACAAUGUCCUGAGCAAAUGUCAAAUUGGCUUUUUACCAAAAUGGGUGGCAGGUAGCCUAGUGGUUAGAGCGUUGGACUAGUAACCGAAAGGUUGCAAGUUCCAAUCCCCGAGCUGACAAGGUAAAAAUCUAUCGUUCUGCCCCUGAACAGGCAGUUAACCCACUGUUCCUAGGCCGUCAUUGAAAAUAAAAAUGUGUUCUUAAAUGCCUAUUGGAUUUAUUUGCCUAGUUAAAUAAAAAAUAAAUAACAAAAACUACGACAGACCACAUAUUCACCCUGCACAUCCUAAUUUGACAAACAAACCAACCAAAGGCAGUAUUCUCAUGCUUUGUUGAUUUCAAAAAAGCUUUUGGCUGAAUUUGGCAUGAGGGUCUGCUUUACAAGUUGGUGGAAAGCGGUGAUGGGGGGAAAUACGACAACAUGUACAUGAACAAUCCAUGUACACAAACAACAAGUGUUAAAAUUGGCAAAAAACCACAGAUUUUUAUUUUUUAUUAUUAUUAUUUUACACGUCCGUGGGGUGACACAGGAAGUCCGUUUAACUAUCAUUGUAAGUAAGAAUUUGUUCUUAAUUGACUUGCCUAAUUAAAUAAAGGUUACGUUUAAAAAAACAAAUUUAAACUUACUCUUUAAAGUUGUAAUAGUAGAAUCCACAAGGUGCAAUUUCUAUAUUGGGUAUUACAUCAUCAGUUCCUCUUGUCAUUACAGACCUUAAAGAUAUUUAUAACUUAUCAGAAAUGCCCAGAUCAACUAGCCCAUGCCAGCUACCGUUUUUAUAGUUAGUGUUUUUUAGCCUAUAGAUAAUGUUGUAAUUUUGUGUCACUCAAAUAUCACAUUAUAUACACAUUAAAUGUAUAUAAAGUAUAUAAUUGCAAGAAAAUUUGCUUUAAAACUGCUAAAUGUUGUUUUCACCCCAUGACCAAAAUGUGUAGAAUUGCAGGAAAUAAGCUUUAAACCUGUAAAAUUCUCUCCGCCAGUAAGAGGAGCGGUUUGUCAUGAGCUUGUUGCCAUGGAAUGUGGUGCGACAGCUCGCGCGGGAUGUUCCCCAACGCUGGGGCGAAACCGUUUAGGAACCACUGCUCUAGGGCAACGGUGUCUAGAUAUCAUUUGUAUUCGUGGUCCUGGCAACUGGACCUUUUUUGGAACACCAUUAUUUUUGUCUUACUGAGAUUUACUGUCAGAGCCCAGGUCUGACAGAAUCUGUGCAGAAGAUCUAGGUGCUGCUGUAGGCCCUCCUUGGUUGGGGACAGAAGGACCAGAUUAUCUGAAAACAGUAGACAUUUGAUUUCUGAGUCCGGUAGGUUAAGGCUGGGUGCUUGUAGACUGUUUUAGUGCCCUUGCCAAUUCUUUGAUCAUUUAAAUAUUUUUUAUUUUAUUUAACCUUUAUUUAACUAGGCAAGUCAGUUAAGAACAAAUUCUUAUUUACAAUGACAUCCUACCGGAGAACAGUGGGUUAACUGCCUUGUUCAGGGGCAGAAUGACAGAUUUGUACCUUGUCAGCUCUGGGAUUCGAUCCAGCAACCUUUCGGUUACUGGCCCAACGCUCUAACCACUAGGCUACCUGCUGCUCCAUGAGUAACUUUAAAGCUCUAAGGAGUGUGCCCCUCAGUUUGAGCACACAAAAAACGACAUACAUAAACAUCAGCGCCACAGGUAACUUCCACAAAGCUGUGAACGAGGCACAUAAAAUUCGACAUACUAAUUAGGAUCUGUCUAAAAAUACUUUAAUCAGUUCUAGAACCAUUGCCCUUUAUGGUUGUGAGGUGUGGAGUCCGCUCACCAUUUAAACAGAUAAAAAUACACCUUAUGGAACAGCGGGGACUGUGAAGAGACACAAACAUAGUCACAAUAACAUACACACUAUACACACGUACACAUGGAUUUUGUGUUGUAAAUAUAUGAUAGUAGAGUAGGGUCCUGAGGGCACACACUCAAUGUGAAAUCUGUUGUUAAUGUAAUGUUUUUCAAAUUGUACUGCCUUAAUGUUCCUGGACCCCAGAAAGAGUAGCUGCUGCCUUGGCAGGAACUAAUGGGGAUCCAUAAUAAACCCCAGGAAGAGUAGCUGCUGCCUUGGCAGGAACUAAUGGGGAUCCAUAAUAAACCCCAGGAAGAGUAGCUGCUGCCUUGGCAGGAACUAAUGGGGAUCCAUAAUAAACCCCAGGAAGAGUAGCUGCUGCCUUGACAGGAACUAAUGGGGAUCCAUAAUAAACCCCAGGAAGAGUAGCUGCUGCCUUGGCAGGAACUAAUGGGGAUCCAUAAUAAACCCCAGGAAGAGUAGCUGCUGCCUUGGCAGGAACUAAUGGGGACCCAUAAUAAACCCCAGGAAGAGUAGCUGCUGCCUUGGCAGGAACUAAUGGGGAUCCAUAAUAAACCCCAGGAAGAGGAGCUGCUGCCUUGGCAGGAACUAAUGGGGAUCCAUAAUAAACCCCAGGAAGAGUAGCUGCUGCCUUGACAGGAACUAAUGGGGAUCCAUAAUAAACCCCAGGAAGAGUAGCUGCUGCCUUGACAGGAACUAAUGGGGAUCCAUAAUAAACCCCAGGAAGAGUAGCUGCUGCCUUGGCAGGAACUAAUGGGGAUCCAUAAUAAACCCCAGGAAGAGUAGCUGCUGCCUUGACAGGAACUAAUGGGGAUCCAUAAUAAACCCCAGGAAGAGAUGCUGCUGCCUUGGCAGGAACUAAUGGGGAUCCAUAAUAAACCCCAGGAAGAGUAGCUGCUGCCUUGACAGGAACUAAUGGGGAUCCAUAAUAAACCCCAGGAAGAGUAGCUGCUGCCUUGGCAGGAACUAAUGGGGAUCCAUAAUAAACCCCAGGAAGAGUAGCUGCUGCCUUGGCAGGAACUAAUGGGGAUUCAUAAUAAACCCCAGGAAGAGUAGCUGCUGCCUUGGCAGGAACUAAUGGGGACCCAUAAUAAACCCCUGGAAGAGUAGCUGCUGCCUUGGCAGGAACUAAUGGGGAUCCAUAAUAAACCCCAGGAAGAGUAGCUGCUGCCUUGGCAGGAACUAAUGGGGAUCCAUAAUAAACCCCAGGAAGAGUAGCUGCUGCCUUGGCAGGAACUAAUGGGGAUCCAUAAUAAACCCCAGGAAGAGUAGCUGCUGCCUUGACAGGAACUAAUGGGGAUCCAACAUAAACCCCAGGAAGAGUAGCUGCUGCCUUGACAGGAACUAAUGGGAUCCAUAGUAAAUGCAAAUACCAACCAAGAACUCACAAAAUGGGACAAACACCUAAUUGAGAUUUUGCAUGCAGAAUUCUGCGAAAACAUCCUCAGUGUACAACACAAAACCACAAAUAAUGCAUGCAGAGUAGAAUUAGUACGAUACCCGCUAAUUAGGAAAUUCCAGAAAAUAAACGUUAAAUUCUAAAACUAACUAAAAGGAAGUGAUUCCCAAACCUUCAUUAGUAAAGCACUCACCUACAGAGAGAUGUCCCUCAGCCAGCAACACAAGAGCCCCAGGACAACAACACAAUUAGACCCAACCAAAUCAUGAGAAAACAAAAAGAUAAUUACUUGACACAUUGGAAAGAAUUAACAACAAACAGAGCAAACUAGAAUGCUAUUUGGCCCUAAACAGAGAGUACACAGUGGCAGAAUACCUGACCACUGUGACUGACCCAAACUUAAGGAAAGCUUUGACUAUGUACAGACUCAGUGAGCAUAGCCUUGCUAUUGAGAAAGGCCGCCAUAGGCAGACAUGGCUCUCAAGAGAAGACAGGCUAUGUGCUCACUGCCCACAAAAUGAGGUGGAAACCGAGCUGCACUUCCUAACCUCCUGCCCAAUGUAUGACCAUAUUAGAGAGACUACCCUGAAGAGAUGAGUUGAGACCGAGUCUGCGUCUCUCACAUGGGUAGGCAGACCAUUCCAUAAAAAUGGAGCUCUAUAGGAGAAAGCCCUGCCUCCUGCUGUUUGCUUAGAAAUUCUAGGGACAGUAAGGAGGCCUGCGUCUUGUGACCGUAGAGUACGUGUAGGUGUGUACGUGUAACGGAUGUGAAAUGGCUAGCUAGUUAGCGGGUACGCGCUAGUAGCAUUUCAAUCAGUUACGUCACUUGCUCUGAGACUUAAGUAGUGUUGCCCCUUGCUUUGCAAGGGCCGUGGCUUUUGUGGAGCGAUGGGUAACGCUGCUUCGUGGGUGACUGUUGUCGAUGUGUGCAGAGGGUCCCUGGUUCGCGCCCGGGUCGGGGCGAGGGGACGGUUUAAAGUUAUACUGUUACAUACGGCAGGAUCAAAUCGGAAAGAUGGGUAGGAGCAAGCCCAUGUAAUGCUUUGUAGGUUAGCAGUAAAACCUUGAAAUCAGCUCUAGCCUUAACAGGAAGCCAGAGGCUAGCACUGGAGUAAUAUGAUCACAUUUUUUGUUGUACUCCAU